AUGGAGGACAGCGGCCCAAAUAAAGAGCUAAAGCAGACACUGGAGCUUCCCCACCAUGAAAAGGAGAGCAAGGAAGAGGAGCAGAAGUCAGCCACAGAGAGCACCGAAGCCUCCAGCCAGUCCCCUGAGAAGUCUGAAGUGCAGAAGUCAAAGGCAGUGUUCACCCCACCCAGGACUCCCCCAAAGAGCACCUGGGAGGCUGAUACAGUAAAGGAUAGUGACAGUCCAGACCCGGCUUUGAGAACCCCCGAAUCAGACCCUCGCAGAGGUGUAGAGAUGCCAGCUGCACCUGAGAAAAGGAGCCAUGUGCUGUCCGGAGGUAGCCCCUUCACACCCAAAGGUAUGCUGAGUCCACCUGUGAUCUCUCCAUCAGGGAAGCUGCCCCCCAAAGGUUCCAAGCAUUUGAGGCUCACCCCAGUUCCCUUGCAAGAUGAGAAAAGCUCUUCUCUGGUUAAUAUCAAUCCCUUCACCCCAGAGUCCUACAGGAAACUCCUCCUUCAAUCUAGUGGCAAGAGGAAGACCCGAGGAGAUCUUGAGCAAGAAGAUCUAGGGGAAGACAGGACAGAAGGACUGCCUGCCAAGAAAUGUGUUCUUCAAGAAACCAACAUGGCUUUCCGUUAUGAAAAAGAGUUCUUGGAAAUAGAAAAAAUUGGGGUUGGGGAGUUUGGCACAGUUUACAAAUGCAUCAAGAGGCUAGAUGGAUGUAUUUAUGCGAUAAAACGAUCUACAGAAUCUUGUCUAGGACCAUUGAAUGAGAACUUGGCUCUGCGUGAAGUCUAUGCUCACGCCGUGCUGGGGCAUCAUCCUCACGUGGUCCGCUACUAUUCUUCGUGGAUAGAAGAUGGUCACAUGAUUAUUCAGAACGAGUACUGCAAUGGUGGGAGUUUGCAGGCUGCUAUAACUGAAAACAAAAAGACAGGCAAUCAUUUCCAGGAGUCGAAACUUAAGGACAUCCUUCUGCAGAUCUCCCUUGGGCUCAAGUACAUCCACAACUCUGGCAUGGUACACCUGGACAUCAAACCAAGUAACAUCUUUAUUUGUCAUAAGAUAAAUAAUGAUUCUCCUGUAGCUCCAGAAGAAAAUGAAAAUGAAGAUGAUUGGUUUCUCUCUGCCAAUGUAAUUUAUAAGAUUGGUGACUUGGGUCAUGUGACAUCAAUAAACAAACCCAAAGUAGAAGAGGGUGAUAUUUGUUUCCUGGCUAAUGAGAUUCUACAAGAGGAUUAUGAACACCUUCCUAAAGGAGAUGUGUUUGCUUUGGGAUUAACAAUAGCUGUGGCAGCAGGUGCAGAAUCACUGCCCCCCAAUGGUGAUGCAUGGCACCACAUCAGAGAGGGGAACCUUCCAGAAAUCCCACAGGAGCUCUCCAAAGAACUGCUAAGUCUUCUCAAGGAAAUGCUUCACCCUGACCCCAGGAAGAGACCUUCUGCAGUCGCUCUGACUCGAAGUCAAAUUCUCCGGCCAACCUUAGGGAUUACAGAAGAGCUCCAGAAGCAGCUUAGCUUGGAAAAAUUCAAGACAGCCUCACUGGAAAGGGAACUGAGGGAAAUCCAGCAAGACCAGCCACCUAUGGAAAGGCACAGUGACCCAGAAAGUCCUUCGACAUCCAUGGCAGGAUCAAGGAGCAGCAAACACCUGGUGGGAGGCAAGAGUGCGAAAUCCUCCCGUUUCACCUAUGGGGGCUAUUCUCCAUAA
This is a messenger RNA of Suncus etruscus (white-toothed pygmy shrew), 1692 nucleotides long. It is a transcript of the gene WEE2, whose product is annotated as WEE2 oocyte meiosis inhibiting kinase. Gene Ontology annotation, molecular function: ATP binding; non-membrane spanning protein tyrosine kinase activity; magnesium ion binding. Gene Ontology annotation, biological process: mitotic cell cycle; protein phosphorylation; regulation of meiosis I. The record is from RefSeq and is a predicted model, not a curated record. The transcript has 11 exons. Gene Ontology annotation, cellular component: nucleus. Bases 1 to 1692 code for a protein of 563 amino acids. NCBI's taxonomy places the organism in Eukaryota, Metazoa, Chordata, Mammalia, Eulipotyphla, Soricidae.